AUGGGAGAGUACUCGAAAGCGCUUGAAUACUAUGAAAAAUCACACAAAAUUAGAGAAAGCGCUCUCGCUCCAAAUCAUCCCGAUUUGGCUCACAGUUACAAUAACAUCGGCAUGAAAAAGAGCCUUGCCGGAAAAACAUCAGACUUCGGUAUAACAUACAGUAACAUUGGAGAUGUGAAAAGAUUAACUGGAGAUUAUACAACUGCACGUUUAUUUCUGGAGAAAGCACUUGAAAUACAAGAAAAUGUUACUUGUGAUCGUUGUGAUUUGGCUUGGACAUACACUUAUAUGGGUGAAACGUAUCGUGAGAUGAAAGAUUACUCAACAGCACUAGAAUUUCAUGAAAAAGCACUGAAAAUUCGUGAGAAAUUGCUCACUUCGAGUCAUCCCGAUUUGGCUGUAACAUGUCACAAUUUAGCGAAGGUUUACAACGGACGAAGACAAUUUAAAGUGGCUUCUGGGCUUGCUCAGCUCGCUGUUGAAAUGGCUGAACAAAAGUUGUCUGGCAAACAUCCAGAUAUUUUGGAAUAUAAGGAAACAGUAUUAGAAAUACGUAAAAGCUUGUAA
Molecule: messenger RNA, 567 nt
Organism: Didymodactylos carnosus
Lineage: Eukaryota; Metazoa; Rotifera; Eurotatoria; Philodinida; Philodinidae
Source: the annotation of a GenBank genome assembly